Molecule: messenger RNA, 2076 nt
Organism: Artibeus jamaicensis (Jamaican fruit-eating bat)
Lineage: Eukaryota; Metazoa; Chordata; Mammalia; Chiroptera; Phyllostomidae
Product: centromere protein J-like
Exons: 11
Coding region: 436-1587 (383 amino acids)
Biological process (GO): cilium assembly; centriole elongation
Cellular component (GO): centrosome; centriole; nucleus
Molecular function (GO): tubulin binding
Source: RefSeq, a predicted model, not a curated record
CCAGACUCGGCUGCUUCCUGCCUGACGAGUGUCUCAGUUGUUUCUGGAGCAUAGAAGUCCCCGCACAUCCCCGCAUGUCCCCCCGCCCAGCUGUCCUCUGUCCAGGGGCACCUCCCGCAGUGCCGUUGGCCCUGGAAGCACAGGGUCCGAGAAGGGUCUCGUGGAAAACGGUUACAGCGGCAGGUCGCCGGGCUUUGCUGGCAGCUCCGGAGACAGGAGGCCGGCUGGUCUGCUGCCCUCCGCCACCUGCAGACGCAGAUUGACGCCCUGAAGAGGCAGGACCGGGGGCCGCGGGGCGGGCGGCGAGACGCAGCACUGCAGGGACCGGGCGCCGGCCGGACGCCCGCAGCCUCCCUUCGGUUGAGGACCAGAUCGGACACUCAGGUGUUGAAAUCGACUCUUGGACCCCUCUCACCUCUGUCAGCUGACGAAGACAUGACGCCAAAACGCACUGGCUGGAAAAGUCAUAGAGCACCCCUCAGGGGACAGGGACUGUGCCCUGAAAGUGCGCCUUCUUCCCAGCCAGCAAGUAUAAAGAUAGAAAGAAUCCACUCAGGGGAGAUAGUGACACGUGAGGAUGGAGACAAAACUGUGUCCAUAAGUCUCCGAGUCCGAGGGGCUGCGUCCGCCCGCAGAGGGCCCCCUGCUGAAGGAAAGCCCGCCCCGCUGGGUGGUGACAAGGCUGCCACCCCACCGGGCCGGAGUUCGCCAACGCUGAGCGGCAGGACACCCCCAGGGUCGGCCGCCUGCAGUUCUCCGCUGACGGAGGACCGCCCCGCAGCCCAGGACACCGCCGCACGCCCACCGUCCUCCGAGGGGCCGGAAGGCAAGCCCCAACCCCGGGCUGGGACAGGUGGGCCCGCCGGCCCCUCCGCGGACACCGAACCGCAGAAUCUUCCUGUGGAACUGGAGUCUUCACAGCCCGUGGGCACCGGGCCAGUGGGAAAGGAGGGCAAAGAAGAAAUUCGGAGCCCAGACAGCAGGGUGGGCGAGGCCUCCAGUGCAGGCCACGAGGUCAUCACCACCCCCAAAGACCCCAAGAAGGACGCAGGGGCCAAGACCACCGUCCUGCAUUUCCUCAACGGGGACACGCAGAGGAUCCUGCCAGACCAGAGAGUGGUGCGUGCAACCCGCACCUCUGUGCCUCAAACGGCGACCACAGCCGCCCAGUUGGUCUACUACUGCGCAGGCGCCCGGACGACGCGCACCACCCACCCCAGCGGGCUGGAAGUCCUGCGGUUCCCCGACAAGCGCACAGAAAAAUUCUACCCUGAUGGCUCAAAAGAAACCUUGUUUCCGGACGGGACGGUGAAGCGUCUGCGUGACGGGCGGGAGGAGACUGUGUUUCCCGACGGGACAUCCGUGAGUGUGGAGAGGAAUGGCAGCAGGACCAUCGUGUUCAGCAACGGGCAGAGGGACAUUCACACGGCGCAGUUCAAGCGGCGGGAGUACCCCGACGGCACCGUCAAGACCGUGUACAGCAGCGGCCUCCAGGAAACCAAGUUCACCUCCGGGAGGGUGAGGGUCAGACAGGAGGCCAGCAGCAUCGUCCUGGACCAGAAGCAGGCUGUCUGUCACUCACAGUAGGACCCCCACCGGGGCCCAUGGGGCUGUCCAGUUACGGUUUUGUCAAAACAAACAAUGAGUAAUAUACCCACUGCCCCGAAUGACGGAGACCCACGUGAUUUUUGGACCGCUCCACUCGGCUGGGGGUUGUGAAGGAAGAGAGACCUGCCCUCUGGGUCUCCUGGUGCGGAGAGGGGUGAGGCCGACACCAGUCGGGGAACAGAGGGGACGAAAGAAUGGCCCCGGAACACCCAGCGAGGCUGCGGGCUCAGCACCGGGGACGACGGGGGUUUCUCGCACGUGCAGCGCUGUCCUCCUGUCACACUCGGCGGCCACCCGUCCUGCGGUCGGUACUCAGUGGGUCCCAGUCCACUCGGCCUUCUCCUGGCCUCUGGGUUUCUUACCUGCUUCUACGAUGGAUGCACACGUGUCUGUGCUUUACAAACCGAUGUCUCCUCCAUAGAAGGAAGGAAACCACAUCUUCUAUUUUUAACAGGAAUACAAUAAAAU